Panicum virgatum (switchgrass) is the source of this 836-nucleotide messenger RNA. RefSeq names its product nuclear transcription factor Y subunit C-2-like. Gene Ontology annotation, molecular function: protein heterodimerization activity; DNA-binding transcription activator activity, RNA polymerase II-specific. Bases 49 to 765 code for a protein of 238 amino acids. NCBI's taxonomy places the organism in Eukaryota, Viridiplantae, Streptophyta, Magnoliopsida, Poales, Poaceae. Gene Ontology annotation, cellular component: nucleus. Gene Ontology annotation, biological process: regulation of DNA-templated transcription. The record is from RefSeq and is a predicted model, not a curated record. The transcript has 2 exons.
GCCGCGGCCUCCGAGGUCCUGCAGUAGCUGCAUUCUGAAGUGCAGUACAUGGACAUGGAGAAGCAACCCUCAGAGACUACGGUGAAUCAAGGUAUGACAAAUGGUGAUACCCCUGCAGCAUUGGCAUCUGUAUCACCAUCAGCAGGCACCUCCAUUGCUCCAGCGUCACAGGAUGCUCCAGUCGAUCCAGUCAUCCAGCCUCAUUCCUUAGAUCAGAACCAGGUUGCAUCCCAGCAGACCCAUAAUAGCCAUCAGCAGCAACAGCUCCAGGCCUUCUGGUCCGGCCAGCUGGACGAGAGCAAGCAGACAACUGAUUUCAAGACCCACAGCCUUCCCCUGGCAAGGAUCAAGAAGAUCAUGAAAGCCGAUUCCGAUGUCCCAAGGAUCGCGGGUGAGGCACCAGUGUUGUUUGCCAAGGCUUGUGAGAUGUUCAUCCAGGAACUAACACUGCGGGCGUGGUUUCAUGCCGACGAGGACAAGAGGAGGACGCUGAAGAAGAAUGAUGUCACUGCCGCACUAUCAGGGACAGAAGUCUUUGAUUUCUUGGUAGACACCGGUCCAUCAGACAAACUUAAGGGUGAUGGAGCGGUUUUGCCAACGACUACAACCGUGCAGGAGGAGGAUGACGAUCCCUAUCGUGACUACUGCUGGGAUGAUUACUCUCCCCCCUGGUCCCCUGAUGACUCCCCUGGCCCUGACUUGCGCAAUGUGACUUGUGAUGACCCAAGAUACUAUACUUACAUCCAUGAAUACUAUUCUCUGUGAGAGAACAGUGUCCUGCUUGAACUGCUGGGGAGUGUGGCUACGUGGUUUCGGUCACUGUCAUAGUGUUUUGG